AGUCACGUGACUCUCUGAUUCAAGUUUUCUCGCUCUUUCAACCAAGGCGGGCGGCGGCCCAAAAACAGAUUUGAAUGUGUCUUAUAAGUGCAGUUUUUGGUACAUGAAAAGGGAUUAUAUCAGUAAUUUUAAUCUUUAGGAUAAAAGACAUUUAUUUAGCUUCAAGAGACAUUUAAGUUUGCAUUACUUUGAGUAGUUUCUUUCUGAAAUAAAAGGCCGACAACAUUGAAAAUGGCGGACGACCCUUACGGAAGCGUGAGUGCACAAGAGUUGAAGUAUUUGGCAGUUGAUAGAAAUACUAUCAAUGAUCCUAUGAUCCAGGCUGAAUGGGCUUCCAAAAAAUUAAUAUGGGUCCCACAUGAACAGCAUGGAUUUUGCGCUGCAAGUGUCAAAGGCGAACAUGGAGAAGAAAUGGAAGUGGAGUUGGAAGAAUCCGGAAAAAGAGUUCGGGUUCACAGGGAUGAUUGUCAGAAAAUGAAUCCACCUAAAUUUAACAAAGUUGAGGAUAUGGCAGAAUUGACCUGUCUAAAUGAGGCAUCCGUAUUGUUUAACCUGAAAGAUCGAUACUACUCUGGUUUGAUUUAUACAUAUUCAGGUUUAUUUUGUGUUGUUGUAAAUCCAUACAAGAGAUUACCAAUUUACACAGAUAAAGUGAUAGAACUUUACAAAGGAAAGAAACGCCAUGAAGUUCCCCCUCAUGUGUUCGCCAUUACAGAUACUGCAUACAGAAGCAUGUUGCAAGAUAGAGAAGAUCAGUCCAUUCUUUGCACAGGAGAAUCUGGAGCAGGUAAAACAGAGAACACCAAGAAAGUUAUCCAAUACUUAGCCUACGUAGCUGCUUCUAACAGAACCUCUUCACAACAACGUUCAUCAGUGUCUAAUUUACAUAUACCCGGUAGUUCAAGUGGGUCAGAUCACCAUCAUUUGGGAGAGUUAGAAAACCAGUUGUUACAAGCAAACCCUAUCUUAGAAGCAUUUGGUAAUGCUAAAACCAUUAAGAAUGACAACUCAUCUAGAUUUGGUAAAUUUAUCAGAAUCAACUUUGACUUAUCAGGUUACAUAUCAGGAGCUAACAUAGAGACAUAUCUGUUAGAGAAAUCAAGAGCAGUGAGACAGGCCCCUGAUGAGAGAUGCUUCCAUAUCUUCUACCAGUUUCUUACUGGUGCAACACCACAACAAAGGAAGGAAUUCCUGUUGGACGACUACAAGAACUACCGUUUUAUGACAAGUGGCAGAGUACCUGUACAAGGUAUUGAUGAUACAGUUGAAUUCAGAUCAACAAUUGAAGCCAUGACAAUCAUGGGUAUCUCACCUGAAGAUCAAGCAGCCAUUCUGAGAGUAAUAUCAGCAGUACUCUUGUUUGGUAAUAUGACAUUCAAACAAGAGAGGAGCAGUGAUCAAGCUACUAUGCCUGAUGAUACAGUCGCCCAGAAAUCAUGCCACUUACUUGGUCUCUCAGUUACAACGAUGGUCCAGGCAUUCCUAAGACCUAAAAUUAAAGUUGGUAGAGACCAAGUUACUAAGGCCCAGACCAAAGAACAGGUUGAAUUUGCAACAGAAGCUAUUGCCAAAGCCUGUUAUGAAAGAAUGUUUAGGUGGUUGGUUACAAGAAUUAACAGAUCAUUAGAUAGAACAAAGAGACAGGGAGCUUCAUUCAUUGGUAUCCUGGAUAUAGCAGGUUUUGAAAUCUUUAAGAUGAACUCCUUUGAACAGUUGUGCAUUAAUUACACCAAUGAAAAGCUGCAACAGCUGUUUAACCAUACCAUGUUCAUCUUGGAACAAGAGGAAUACCAGAGAGAAGGAAUUGAAUGGAAAUUUAUUGACUUUGGUUUAGAUUUACAACCUACCAUUGAUUUAUUAGAAAAGCCAAUGGGUGUUCUUGCCUUAUUAGAUGAAGAGUGCUGGUUCCCUAAAGCUACAGAUAAAUCUUUCAUUGAGAAAGUUGUUUCCCAACAUUCCCAACACCCUAAGUUCAGGAAACCAGACUUCAGGGCAGAUGCUGACUUUAGUCUUAUCCAUUAUGCUGGACAGGUCGAUUACAGUGCCCAACAGUGGUUGAUGAAGAACAUGGACCCUCUAAAUGAAAAUGUGGUAUCCCUUCUACAGAAUUCAUCAGAUUCCUUUGUCAGUGCUAUCUGGAAAGAUGCUGAGAUUGUUGGUAUGGGAGCUACAGCCGGAGGAGACACAAUGUUUGGUUCAAGGACCAGAAAGGGAAUGUUCCGUACUGUUGGACAAUUAUAUAAAGAGCAAUUGGCCAAACUGAUGGCUACUCUACGCAACACAAAUCCUAACUUUGUUAGAUGUAUCAUUCCAAAUCAUGAAAAGAAGGCUGGUAAAAUAGAUUCACCUUUAGUAUUAGAACAGUUACGAUGUAAUGGUGUAUUAGAGGGUAUUAGAAUCUGUAGGCAGGGAUUUCCCAAUAGAAUUUUGUUCCAAGAAUUCCGUCAAAGAUAUGAAAUAUUAUGUCCAAAUACCAUUCCAAAAGGAUUCAUGGAUGGGAAGAAAGCUGUAGAAAAAAUGAUCAUGGCACUAGAAUUAGACCCUAACCUCUACAGAGUAGGACAAAGUAAGAUUUUCUUCAGAGCUGGUGUAUUGGCUCACCUAGAGGAGGAAAGAGAUCUCAAAUUGACAGAUGUAAUAAUUCAGUUCCAGUCAUUGUGUAGAGGUUUAAUAGCUAGGAGAAAUUACCAGAAACGAUUACAACAACUAAGUGCAAUAAGAGUUAUCCAGAGAAAUUGUGCAGCUUAUCUCAAGCUACGAAACUGGGCAUGGUGGAGACUGUUUACAAAGGUGAAACCAUUGUUGCCUGUGACAGGUCAGGAGGAGAAAUUAACAGUAAAGGAGGAAGAAUUGAGAAAAGUUGUUGAAGCAUUUGAUAGGUCAAAAGCAGAAGUACAGGAAUUAGAAAGGAAAUAUGCUCAAAUUAUAGAGGAGAAAUCUAUCUUAGCAGAACAACUACAGGCUGAGACAGAAAUGUGUGCUGAGGCAGAGGAGUCUCGAUCAAGGAUGUCAGCAAAGAAGCAAGAGUUGGAGGAUAUUUUACAUGACCUUGAACUUAGGAUAGAGGAGGAAGAAGAAAAAUGCAAUCAACUGAUUGAUGAACGGAAAAAAUUCAUGCAAACUGUUGCUGAUUUAGAAGAACAGUUAGAAGAAGAGGAACAAGCUAGACAAAAACUACAAUUAGAGAAAGUGUCAGCCGAUUCUAAAAUCAAGAAAUUAGAAGAAGACUUAGCUAUUCAAGAUGAUUCUAACCAAAAACUGUCUAAAGAAAGACGAUUCUUAGAGGAGAGAGUCAGUGAAAUACAAACACAACUUGUGGAGGAAGAGGAAAAAUCAAAACAAAUGACAAAAUUGAAAAAUAAAUAUGAACAAAUUAUUAAAGAAUUAGAAGAAAAACUUAGGAAAGAACAACAGGCUAGGCAAGAAUUAGAAAAAAUAAAGAGAAGAUUAGAGUCUGAGCUAAAUGAUCUUAGAGACCAAUUAAAUGAAAAGAGACAACAAGUUGAAGAUCUACAAUACCAAUUAUCCAAGAGAGAAGAAGAGGUUCAACAUGCACUUCAGAGUGCUGAAGAAGAAAGUGUCAGUAAAGCUUCCUCAAUGAAACAAAUGAGAGAGGUACAGAAUCAAAUCCAAGAAUUACAGGAAGACUUGGAAGCUGAGCGGGAGAGUCGGAACAGGGCUGAAAAACAAAAAAGAGAUAUUAGUGAGGAAUUAGAGGCUUUGAAAACAGAAUUUGAAGAAUCAUUAGAUGCUACAGCUGCUGUACAAGAACUCAGAAAUAAACGUGAAGAUGAACUAAGAGACUUAAAAAAGAGCUUAGAAGAUUCUCAAAAGAAAUAUGAAGGCAAUUUAUAUGAACUUAGAUCGAAACAUAACCAACAAACAGAAACAUUAAAUGAAGAAUUAGAAAAUGUUAAAAAGAGUAAAUCUUCAUUAGAAAAAAUGAAACAGACAUUAGAACAUGAAAAUGCAGAUUUAGCAAAUGAUUUAAAGGCUGUUCAAAUGGCUAAACAAGAAUCAGAACGUAAACGUCGACAAGUAGAACAAAAUUGUCAGGAGUUGACAGUCAAAUUAACAGAAAUGGAGAGAGUGAAAGGUGAUUCUUCCGACAGGGCAUCAAAACUCCAGAAUGAGUUGGACCAAGUUACUGCACAAUUAGAGCAAACUGAUGCAAAGUUGUUACAAGUCAGUGCCAAGAACUCCUCUCUGGAAGCUCAGCUGGCUGAAGCUAAUGAACAAUUGCAAGAGGAGACCAAAGGUAAACUGGCAGUUCAGUCCCGGUUACGACAAGCCGAGGACGACAACCAAGCAUUUAAGGACCAAUUAGAAGAGGAAGAGGAUCAAAAAGCAGCAUUCCAAAAACAAAUAUCUGAUUUACAAUUUAAGGUAACAGAAUAUAAGAAGAAGGCUGAAGACGAAACCAAAGUACAAGAAGCCUUGGAGGAAUAUAAGAAAAAGACAGACAGAGAAAUGGAAGCAAUGAAUGCCAAAUUAGAAGAAGCUAAAGCAAUAAAUGACAGAUUGGAAAAAUCCAAGAAGAAACUACAGCAAGAGGUAGAGGAUGCUAAUGUAGAAUUAGAGAGUCAAAGGUCAGCAUUUACACAGAGCGAAAGAAAACAAAGGAAAUUUGACCAGUCAUUAGCAGAAGAAAAGGCAGUGUCUGAGAAAUUAGCACAAGAGAGAGAUUUGGCUGAGAGAGAUAGCAGAGAAAAAGAAACAAAGAUCCUGAACUUGACUAGAGAAUUAGAUGAACUAAGGGAAUUGUUCGACAAACAGAAGUCUUUAACUACAUCUCAACAGAGAGAGCUGGAUGACCUUAUGUCCUCUAAGGAUGAUGUUGGCAAGAGUGUUCAUGACCUUGAAAAAGCCAAGAGAGCAAUGGAUGCCAUGUUGGAAGAACAGAAACAGAAGAUAGAGGAGCUGGAAGAUGAUCUGCAGACAACAGAAGAUGCCAAGCUACGUUUGGAAGUCAACAUGCAGGCCAUGCGGGCUCAAUUUGACAGAGAUUUACUUGCUAAAGAGGAAACUGUUGAGGAGCAAAAGAAAUCUCUUCUUAGACAGUUGAGAGAGAUGGAGGCUGAAUUAGAAGAUGAACGUAAACAGAGGGCUAAUGCUGUCAACAGCAGAAAGAAAUUAGAAAAUGAUAUUAAGGAUCUUCAACAACAAGCAGAGUUAGCUGUCCGUGUAAAGGAAGAUGCUGUCAAACAGCUCAAACGUGUUCAGGCUCAGAUGAAGGACAAUCAGAGAGAACUUGACGACGCUCGUCAGUCUCGGGAUGAAAUGCAAGCCUCCAUGAAGGAUAUAGAAAGGAAACUUAAGAAUUAUGAAGCUGACGUACUGAAAUUACAAGAAGAUUUGGCAGCUUCUGAGCGACAGAGAAGAAAUGCUGAGGCUGAAAGAGAUGAGCUUCAAGAUGAGAUUGGUAGCAGUGCUGCUGGAAGAUCUGCAUUCCUGGAUGAAAAGAGGAAGUUCGAAGCUCGUAUUGCACAGUUGGAGGAUGAAUUAGAAGAUGAACAAACCAAUAGUGAAAGCUUGGUAGACAAAGCUAGACGAAGUCAGUUACAGGUAGAUCAAUUGACAGCUGACUUGAAUUCUGAGAAAACAGUAACACAGAAAUUAGACAACCAAAGGACUUCAUUGGAAAGACAAAAUAAGGAAAUGAAGGAGAAAUUAAAUGAAUUAGAAAACACAUUACGUACUAGAACUAAAGCUACUAUUGCAUCACUAGAAGGAAAGAUUAGUAGUCUAGAAGAACAAUUAGAUAUAGAAUCCAAAGAAAGAAAUGCUAUGCAAAAGGUUAAUCGUAGACUAGAAAGGAAAUUUAAAGAAAUGACAGUACAGGCUGAGGAAGAGAGACGUCAUGCAGAUCAAAACAAAGAGCAGGCUGAUAAAAUGAUGAACCGUGUUAAAGCUCUGAAGCGUCAAGUUGAUGAAGCGGAAGAAGAAAUCACACGGUUAAAUGCACAGAAGAGAAAGAUACAGAGAGAAUUAGAUGAACAAAUGGAACAGAAUGAAACAGCUUCUAGAGAAAUUAAUCAAUUAAAGAAAUACAGGUCUGAUCGCUACAUUCACUCUUUGAGAUACAUACCAAGUGCUUCAAGAGCUGGAACUCGUUCAACUGUCCUGUCUUCCCUUAGAGCUGGUGAUCUUGAUGAUGAUGACGAUGCUGAUGAAACUAAAGAAAAUGCUGAAGCAUAACCAUAAUAACUAUUAUAUUUAAUUAUUUAGUUGUUUAUAUUAUUUAAAUGUUAUUAUAGCUCUCACAGCUUUGCCGAUAAAAACAAAUCGUCUUUUUGUUUUUGUUUCUUUUUUGUAUGGUCUUAUGUGACCUUUGUUUUGUUAAUUUUAUGUGAAUGAAGUAUUUUUAUACAAAAGAGAUCUGUAAGCCUUUGUUAGGUUUUCUAAAGAAGUGUGCCAAGUAUGGUAAAGUUGCAAAGCAGAUAAUAAUUAAAAAAAAAGCAUUUUGUAUGGCAGUGCUAUAGAUAUUAUUGCUUAUAACGAUAUUUAUGUAUAUUUUGAAUCAUAUUUCAUGAUUUUGGACAUAUUAUUAUAUGAUAAUUGAAUAUAUCAUUAUCAUGAUUUCCAUCCGCUGAAGAUCUUUCAAACUAUGAAAAAAAUAUAAAAUUUGAAAUUUGAAGAAAAAAAAAUUGAUUCAUGUCUGCAAAAUGCAAUAUUCUAUCAAGUGCUAUAUAACUAUUAAAUAGUUGCUAUUGAGUUGUAUAUAUUAGAAAAGUUUCAUCUUUAUAUGGACCAUAUGUCUAGUACCUCUACUGACACAUGAAGGCUCACAAUGGGCUGUAUUUGGGGCCUUCUUAUGUGAUUGAAAAUUAACAUUCUUGACAUUCUUAACAGUAUUUAUUUCAUAUCAGAAAACAUUUGUUGACAUUUUGAAAUGCUGGAAUUUCAUUUUUUAUUAUUAGGCAAUAAAUUUGCUAGUUAAAUGUUCUUCCUGAUGGUUAAUUUGGGGGAAAAAAUUAAAGUGAAGAAUGUUACAUGUACAUUAGUUUCCUAACCUAGAACCAUUUUUCAUACAUGCAUUCCAGCAGAGUUUUAUUUGUCCACAAUAUAAUCUUAUUUUUAUAAAUUGUUAGUGAUCGGUCAGUGAUAUGCAAUGGAAUAUAGGGAACAAUAUUUUGAAUAUUUUUUUGUCAUCAUUAUUUUUUUUUGUAUAAAUUGAUAUACAUUGAUUAUUUAGAUAUUUAAUAAAACAUUGCUUAUUGCUAGCUAAAACAAUAUUCAUGGUGAUAGCUCUGCUAUUUGGAUGGACAUCUUGAAUAAAGAAAUGUAACCAA
Mytilus californianus (California mussel) is the source of this 7292-nucleotide messenger RNA. RefSeq names its product myosin heavy chain, non-muscle-like. The record is from RefSeq and is a predicted model, not a curated record. Gene Ontology annotation, cellular component: myosin complex. The transcript is spliced from 39 exons. Bases 232 to 6198 code for a protein of 1988 amino acids. Gene Ontology annotation, molecular function: ATP binding; cytoskeletal motor activity; actin filament binding. Lineage: Eukaryota; Metazoa; Mollusca; Bivalvia; Mytilida; Mytilidae.